Loxodonta africana (African savanna elephant) is the source of this 618-nucleotide messenger RNA. It is a transcript of the gene NDUFC2, whose product is annotated as NADH:ubiquinone oxidoreductase subunit C2. Gene Ontology annotation, cellular component: mitochondrial inner membrane. Gene Ontology annotation, biological process: mitochondrial electron transport, NADH to ubiquinone. The coding region runs from base 130 to 492 and encodes 120 amino acids. Lineage: Eukaryota; Metazoa; Chordata; Mammalia; Proboscidea; Elephantidae. The record is from RefSeq and is a predicted model, not a curated record. The transcript is spliced from 3 exons.
GCUGCACCGCCGUGCGCCAUGCCCUUCAGCCCGGUGCUCGGAGGGGAAGGUCUGUGGCUCAGGCCCCGGAGGUGGUCUUCCUUGGAGCUGGCGGCGUGAGGCCAGGCCUCCGGUGGGAACGGCGUAACCAUGAUGAGCGGACGGCCGGGCCGAGUGCCCUUACGGUUCCUGCCGGACGAGGCCCGGAGCCUGCCCCCGCCCAAGCUGACCGACGCGCGGCUCGUCUAUUUUGGCUUCAUGGGCUACUGCGCCGGCCUGGUUGAUAACGCGAUCCACCGGAGGCCGGUGAUCGUGGCGGGUUUGCAUCGUCAGCUUCUAUAUGUUACUUCCUUUUUUUUUGUUGGAUAUUAUUUUUUAAAACGACAAAACUAUAUAUAUGCUGUGAGGGACCGUGAUAUGUUUGCAUAUGUAGAAUCACAUCCGGAGGAUUUUCCUGAAAAAGAUAAGAAAACUUACGCUGAAAUUCUUGAAGAAUUCCAUCCAAUACGCUGAAUUCUCCAGAAUGCUCCAGUUUCACCAAAAUCUGUUAUUUUGCAUUUUUUGGAACAUGUUUUCGUGACAUACAAAGUUUGUGUUAAUUUGUAUGUCAACACCUUGUAAUUAAAAUGGUCAUCGUGA